Molecule: messenger RNA, 2079 nt
Organism: Penicillium chermesinum
Lineage: Eukaryota; Fungi; Ascomycota; Eurotiomycetes; Eurotiales; Aspergillaceae
Exons: 3
Coding region: 1-2079 (692 amino acids)
Molecular function (GO): protein binding
Source: RefSeq, a predicted model, not a curated record
AUGGCGGCCGUAAAUCAGAAUAUGCUGGAUGCCGGCGUCAUCUUUGAACGGCCACGCGGUGCCUCGUUGUUGGUGCUGCCGUUGAAUCUGAUCGCCCAGAUCGUGUCAAAUGUCGAAGAUGUCGGCGACCUAGCAAGACUAUGUCGCACAUGUCGUGUGCUUAAUUACAUGUCGCUCCCCCAGCUCUAUCGCAGCUUGACCCUCAUCUCCUACGACAAAAUUCGUUAUCGCAAUGAACGGCCGGAGGGAAUCGGAAGUGCCAGCCCGUUCACCAUGGGGCUGAACACAGUAAUUACUCGCCCAUCCGCGACCUUAAUCCGAUCUAUUACAUUGAAAGGAGAAUGGAAAGCGCACGACUUGGAGGAACAUGCUCUUGUCGGGCGAGUCCCGGACUCGUCAAUGCUGUUGAACAUUGCGGUGCGGGCGGCGGUGGAUCGCAUGGCUAACUUAGAGAGCUUCAGCUGGGAACUCAACACCAAGAUGCUCGACAUCGUUUAUGCGGGACUGGCUCAGUUGCCUCGACUAUAUUCGUUGACGGUUCGGUUCGCUAACAGUCGGCACCCACAGCCAACGUGCGUACUUCCGCCGAUGCCACAUUUGCGGGCCCUGAAGAUCACCGACAUAGACCCGUUGUGUUACCCCGACGAUAUUGCCACGUUGCUUUUGAAAAGCAGAAAACUGCAGGCGUUAAAGCUUCACUGGUCCCCGCGUAUGCGAAUCGCCCAAGAGCCGAGCGUCUCGCCGCAUGAUUAUUUUCGAAAAUGCAUUUCCGCGAAACAGCCUCUCGCGGUCAAACAGCUUUCGUUCCAGAAUUUAUACGCUUUUCAUAGUGAAGAAUUCAAUUUGGCCUUCGAUCCGACUACGGUCGAGGAUGUCACCUUCUUGAGUGGAAGCGACUACCUGGGUCUGGCAAACAGCUUCGUGGAGCUUAGCUGGCCGGUUGCGCCUCCACAUAAGCAUUUGAAAAUCAAGUCGAUGCGGAUAGACGCGAUCACAAAGCGCAACGCAGACUUCUUAUCAAACUUCAAAGGUCUGGAGCGUUUUUACAUCGUCAACGUCACGUCCGAAGGAGCGGACAGUUUGAACUCAGUACGGUCAGACCCGUCAGCCUCAUCCGCUUUGACGCCUCCAUUGUCUGAACAUCAGAAUCAAACCAUUCCUAAUGCGGGGUCUGAAAACUCCCCUGCAGCGUCCGGUUCCCCUGCUAGUCAAUUAAGUGCUGGCCUAGGGGUACAAAAUAGCUACCUCGCAAGCAUCACCCUAAACCACGGUGCAUCAUUACGUCAUCUUCUUCUCUCCUCCAAAUGGCCUCUCUCUAACCGUGCGAUUGCACGCCUUGUGCAUUCGUGCCCUAACCUGGAGCAAUUGGCCCUCGCCACCGAGUUCCAUAGCAUGGAAACCCUCGGCCUCCUCGCCCCGUUCCUUCGCAAACUCGUUGCACUCCGCCUUCUUAUCCCUGCCGGGACACCUCCCCAAGCAGUCACCAAGCCGUACCAUCAACACAUCGCACUCGCCAAAGAAGCUAUAGAGACGGUGAAUAAUGCUCGCAACCUGGCCGAGCUCGUGGACGUUGACGACGAAGCCUUCAUGACGCUCAUGGGUUACGACAUGGCAGACGAGCGAAUUUGCGGAAGCCUCAAGAUAGUCGGAAUGGGCUGGAAGGCAUUUGAGCUGCGUGAAAUUUACAAACAGCCCCUCAUGCCCGCGGACGAAGAUGAGCUCGAUACCCCAGUAGAAGGCCAGAAUUUCGGUCGUCCCCAUCUUCCCGCUUCCGCAUCUCAAUCUCCCGCUCUCAACGCCAAUGGCUUCGAUGUUCCCCGUGCCCCCGGAUCUGUGUCUGUAUCGGGGACUCCAGUCCCAGCCUCAACGCUCGGUAAGCGAAACCGAGAUGAUGACAGCGACUCUACCGACAGACAAACCGUUCCACCUGAGUCCGCGAGGGUCGAAUUCCGCACAAUGAAAUGCGCCGAGCCCGUAGUCACGGAUGAUGGGUACGUCCUCAAGCGUCACAUGCGGCGAGUUGGGUGGGAGACACUUAAGCAUUGGGAGAUCUGGGCACUGGAUGAGCAGGACAUUUGA